AUGAACGCAGAACUGCCAUCUAUCGAAACAGCAAUUAUCGGCGAUGAUGGACUUACCCAACGAUCGAUUCAAGUGACCAAUAAAACCAAAUUUGCAGCUAUUGUGUAUGCAUCUAAUGAAGGAUGUCCAUUCACAGUAAAUGUGCAAGAUGGAACCAUAACCCAAAACAUUAAUAUUGAUAAUCCAAUCGAUUUGGAACCUGGACGUCAAUCCCUCCUGAACUUUCCACCCAACUCUCAAUUGAUACAUGUCCAAGUAUUUAUCAAAAAGGGUCAAGGAAGUAUUUAUAUGGGCCACAGAACCAUUAAGCCCGAUAUGAACUAUCGCAUCUUACCAAGACAUAUCGUUGACGUCGAGUCAGUUCCCCACAUAGUAUUUGAAGAAAACUUUCCAACACCCAUUCAACAACCACCAUUCUCUAAUCCUUCUUCUUUUAUCAAUUUUCUUAACAUUUAUGAAGAAGAAGAAAAUGAAUGA
This is a messenger RNA of Cavenderia fasciculata, 477 nucleotides long. RefSeq lists its product as uncharacterized. The record is from RefSeq and is a predicted model, not a curated record. The transcript has a single exon. NCBI's taxonomy places the organism in Eukaryota, Evosea, Eumycetozoa, Acytosteliales, Cavenderiaceae. The coding region runs from base 1 to 477 and encodes 158 amino acids.